AUGGUGUUCAGGCGGAAUAGUAGCUGUGGUCAAAUAAGAGGAAAGCAGCCCACAUAACUGGCACACGUCCAGUUUAACUAGACUACGUACCUAAAUCCCAUAAGAAGAAGCUACAGACGACCAUCUAGCCAGCCAAUAUGAUGUGGUCCAUGCAACUGUUUUUGCUUCUGGGCUCCAUAAAUGUCACUACUGGAAUCAGAUUGGUCAAUGGAGACUCUUGUUCUGGACAAGUAGAGGUUCUUUAUAAUGGAAUAUGGGGAACAGUGUGUGAUGAUGGCUGGGAUCUAACAGACGCUGCAGUGGUGUGUAGAGAGAUGGGCUGUGGGAAUGCGAUCGAGGCAAAGAGUGUUGCUUAUUUUGGGCAAGGAUCAGGACAAAUAUGGAUGGAUGAUGUAAACUGUGAUGGCACAGAGUCCUCACUGAAGAACUGUAAGACAAAUGGAUGGGGAACACAUAACUGUGGACAUCACGAAGAUGCUGGAGUCAUCUGCAACUCUGUCAGGUUGGUGAAUGGCAUCAACUCUUGUUCUGGAAGAGUGGAGGUUCUUCAUAAUGGAAUAUGGGGAACAGUGUGUGAUGAUGGCUGGGAUCUAACAGACGCUGCAGUGGUGUGUAGAGAGAUGGGCUGUGGGGAUGUGAUCGAGGUGAAGAGUGCUGCUUCUUUUGGCCAGGGAUCAGGAACGAUAUGGAUGGAUGAUGUACAAUGUACUGGAAAUGAAUUUACCCUGAAAAGCUGUUCUUCAAAUGGAUGGGGAAUACACAACUGUAACCAUCAACACGAUGCUGGAGUCAUCUGCCAGUCUGUCAGCUUGGUGAAUGGAGACAACAAGUGCUCUGGACGAGUGGAGGUUCUCCGUGGCGGUCAGUGGGGAACAGUGUGUGAUGAUGGCUGGGAUCUAACAGAUGCUGCAGUGGUGUGUAGAGAGAUGGGCUGUGGGAAUGUGAUUGAAGCAAAGAGUGAAGCUUAUUUUGGACAAGGAUCAGGACCAAUAUGGAUGGAUGAUGUGAAUUGCGCUGGCACGGAGUCCUCACUGAUUAACUGUAGGACAAGUGGAAUAAAUGACUGUAGACAUUUUGAAGAUGCUGGAGUCAUCUGCAGCUCUGUCAGGUUGGUGAAUGGCAAUGACUUUUGUUCUGGAAGAGUGGAGGUUCUUCAUGACGGUCAGUGGGGAACAGUGUGUGAUGAUGGCUGGGAUCUAUCAGACGCUGCAGUGGUGUGUAGAGAGACGGGGUGUGGGGAUGCUAUAGAGGCAAAAAGUGCUGCUUAUUUUGGCCAGGGAUCAGGACCAAUAUGGAUGGAUGAUGUACAAUGUGCUGGGAAUGAAUCUACACUGAAAACCUGUUCAUCAAAUGGAUGGGGAAUACACAACUGUAACCAUCCACAAGAUGCUGGAGUCAUCUGUAAACACAAUAUCAGACUGAUAAAUGGCACUAACUCCUGUUCUGGACGAGUGGAGGUUCUCCGUGGUGGUCAGUGGGGAACAGUGUGUGAUGAUGGCUGGGAUCUAACAGACGCUGCAGUGGUGUGUAGAGAGAUGGGCUGUGGGAAUGCGAUCGAGGCAAAGAGUGCUGCUUAUUUCGGCCAGGGAUCAGGACCAAUAUGGAUGGAUGAUGUGAAUUGUACUGGCACUGAGUCUUCACUGAUGAACUGUAGGACAGGUGGAUGGGGAACACAUAACUGCCACCAUUCCCACGAUUCUGGGGUCAUUUGUAACUUAACUGUCAGGUUGGUAAAUGGUGACAACUCCUGUUCUGGACGAGUGGAGGUUCUUCAUAAUGGAAUAUGGGGAACAGUGUGUGAUGAUGGCUGGGAUCUAACAGACGCUGCAGUGGUGUGUAGAGAGAUGGGCUGUGGGAAUGCGAUCGAGGCAAAGAGUGUUGCUUAUUUGGGCCAGGGAUCAGGACAAAUAUGGAUGGAUGAUGUGAAUUGUACUGGCACUGAGUCUUCACUGAUGAACUUAACUGUCAGGUUGGUAAAUGGUGACAACUCCUGUUCUGGGCGAGUGGAGGUUCUUCGUGACGGUCAGUGGGGAACAGUGUGUGAUGAUGGCUGGAAUCUAACAGACGCUGCAGUGGUGUUGGUGUGUAGAGAGAUAGGAUGUUAGGAUGUGACAGAGGUAAAGAGUGCUGCUUAUUUUAGACAAGGAUCAGGACCAGUAUGGAUGAACAAUGUGAGUUGUAAUGGAACAGAGUCUACACUGAAGAACUGUGUAUUAAGCGGAAGAGUUCGACAAAACUGCAGCCAUGAAAAAUAUGCUGGUGUUAUCUGUGGACCCAAACUUCGACUGCAGAAUGGUUCCAGCUCUUGCUCUGGAAGAGUGGAGGUUCUUCAUAAUGGAAUAUGGGGAACAGUGUGUGAUGAUGGCUGGGAUCUAUCAGACGCUGCAGUGGUGUGUAGAGAGAUGGGCUGUGGGGAUGCUAUAGAGGCAAGAAAAGGUGCUUUUUUUGGGAAUGGCUCAGGACCAAUAUGGAUGAAUAAUGUAAAUUGUUAUGGAAAUGAGCAAACUCUAAAGAUAUGUAGAUCUCCUGGAUGGGACAUACAGAACUGCAAUCAUUAUAAAGAUGCUGGAGUCAUCUGCCAAUACAGCUAUACCUAUAUCAAUGAUUCAAAAAGUUGGAUUGAUGCACUAGGAUACUGCAAAACUCACCACCAGACACUGGCGCACAUUUUAAAUGCCAUGGCACACGAGUACAUCACACAGAUGCUGCAGGAUAAAGCAAUCACUGAUGGAGUGUGGAUCGGGCUUGAACGGAGUAUGCUCUUCACUUGUUCGCCCUGGCUGUGGACCAGUGGGCCGUAUGUGAAGUAUGCAUCAUGGCAUCAAGAGUUUCCAAAGCACCCAGUGAGCAUGUUUUGUGGAAAACUUCUUAAGGAAGAACAGGACAGGUUUGGAUGGAUGGAUGCUUGCUGCCAUGAGCGCCUGCCUUUCAUCUGUCAGGGAUGA
Sinocyclocheilus grahami is the source of this 2945-nucleotide messenger RNA. RefSeq names its product deleted in malignant brain tumors 1 protein-like. The transcript has 13 exons. Gene Ontology annotation, cellular component: membrane. The record is from RefSeq and is a predicted model, not a curated record. Lineage: Eukaryota; Metazoa; Chordata; Actinopteri; Cypriniformes; Cyprinidae.